CGAGCGGCCAAGUCGUUCACCGCUGGCCGGAACGCGAUGGAGUCAGAGUACCAGUCGCACGGGGAGUACAUGCUCAGCUUCAUGCAGAAUCCGGCGAAGGCCGUGGCCAGUGGAGCAAUGAAGCAGCUGAAACUCCUCGGCGCCGCCGCAGGCCUGGUCGGCGGUGGCGUGUCCGAGGACGAGACGAAGAACUCGCCCACCCUGUCGAAACUGACAGACACUCUGUCCGUGGCCAGCGGUCUGAUGAAUCGCUGGCAGGCGGAGGACGGAGGGCAAGAGCCGGUUCGCAAGGUUGCGGAGGCCAUAGCGGUCGCACAGCAGCUGGCGCGGAUGAUACCCCGCCCGCCACUGAAGGAGCACUCGUCGAGCUGCGAUUCGACGCCCGUGAGCAACAAGUUCCUGGAGUUUUUGAGUUUUUUGGUUGAUAGGGUGAAGAAGGUCGAGCCAGGCGGCUUUCUGAUAGUCCCCGCUGCAUGGCUGCGUUCAUACGUCUCCGUGGAGACGCCGGAGGAAAACGACGACUGCGGAUGGGCCUGUGUUCUCGUCCUCGUCCGCGAGACGAGCAAGGACGAGUGGUCGGUGGCGAUCAUGAACACUGGCGAGGGAUCUCAAUACCAUCCUGUCAGUGCCUGGGGCACCGCCCCUAGCCCCAACAUCCCCGCGCGGCAGAAUCCCUUCGUCGUCGGCGGCGUUCCUCUGAAGAAGCUUUACGGUAGCGCCUUCUGGUACAUGCUGUUCCGGCAGUGCGUCUUCCCCAACGUUUCCAACGGGCCCGUGAUGACCUACGGCACCCUGCUGCCGUUCCUGAACUCCAGGCCGCUGAGCACGAACAUCGGGAAGGAGCCGAAAGAGUGGCUGUCGAAGGAGCCCCUCCCCUCCGGGGGCGACCGCUCCUUUGCGGUGUGCGUGGAGCGCUCGAUCAGGCUCGCCCUCACCCUGGCUGGGGCGAAGCCGGCGGACGCGGCCUGGAGCGCGGUGCGCCUUCGCCAGGGCCUCGUGGCGUCGAUCGGCAGCGCGCUGCAGAUGCCGGGCACCCGGCCGCCCUCCACCUCGGGGG
Molecule: messenger RNA, 1057 nt
Organism: Prorocentrum cordatum
Lineage: Eukaryota; Dinophyceae; Prorocentrales; Prorocentraceae
Source: the annotation of a GenBank genome assembly